AUGAAAAUCUUCUUUGAAAGACUCAUUAAUACUGCCAUGUUCUUACAAACUCUUCUCAUGAUAACCCUCUCUAAUUUGGCUUAAGCAUGCAACUACUAUAGCUUAAGCAUUUAUUAAUACAACGAUAAUUUAUGUAAUGGCUAGUACUGCACCUCAGAUUUCUAAUGUGAAAAUUAUACAUGCACUUUUGGAGUAUGCAAUAUCAUCUCAGAGACGACUAUUUACCGAAUUGUGUUUAUAUCAGCUUUCAUCGUAACAGCCUUAAUAAUAUUGACUAUCUUUUAUUGCAAAAAGAAAAGAAGAGCUCGUGCACUUGCACUUGCAAUCAGAAAUCAAUAGCUCCAUCACGAUCAUAGUAAUCAGCAUAAUUACUAAGGCCAACCAGAAGUUCAGAGAUUAGUCGGGUAUCAUUCUAUAUAAUAAGCUGAUGGAAGAGCUCUAAGUCAGUAGUAACUUAACUCAACUUAUGACUAACCUGGUGGAUUUUAAAUGCAAUCAAACUAUGAUAUUUAACAUCCAAUUAUCGGAAAAUCUGACUAUGCUACUCCACAAUCAAAUGUGCAUCAAUAAUAAAAACAAUUACAACCACAAAUACAAAAGUGA
Stylonychia lemnae is the source of this 603-nucleotide messenger RNA. The record is from the annotation of a GenBank genome assembly. NCBI's taxonomy places the organism in Eukaryota, Ciliophora, Spirotrichea, Sporadotrichida, Oxytrichidae.